Messenger RNA from Strongylocentrotus purpuratus (purple sea urchin), 2859 nucleotides. Its product is annotated as motor neuron and pancreas homeobox protein 1. The record is from RefSeq and is a predicted model, not a curated record. Lineage: Eukaryota; Metazoa; Echinodermata; Echinoidea; Camarodonta; Strongylocentrotidae. Bases 586 to 1737 code for a protein of 383 amino acids. Gene Ontology annotation, molecular function: sequence-specific double-stranded DNA binding; DNA-binding transcription factor activity, RNA polymerase II-specific. The transcript is spliced from 3 exons. Gene Ontology annotation, cellular component: nucleus. Gene Ontology annotation, biological process: neuron projection morphogenesis; regulation of DNA-templated transcription; spinal cord motor neuron cell fate specification.
UUAGGAAAGGUUAGAGCAGCCAAUCAGAACGAUUGUGUCUUGCAGUGAUUGAAAGAGUUGUGACGGAUUCGUUUUAAGAGCUGAGCUGUGAUAGGACGAGAGCGCGGUUAUUAUUAGUGAGCGUAUUAUGGCGCCGUGGUAUCGAUGAUUUGAGAGAGAAGAAGAGCGAUGAGCAUCGCUAGCCUUCAUGUCCGCCUGUCUUAGCGGCCUAGCAUUACACGUGGUUCCGGGUAUAGUGUGUCUCGAUCUCAUGAUGACGAUUACAGCUACUUGAAGGUGGAGUCAAUUGGUUUAAGAGGACCUCCAAUCAUUGUCACUGAUGCAUUCCGGAGCGGUAUUACUCCAUGAUCGCUUCACUACAAUCACUCGCUCUCUCCGACCCAUUUCUGUUUCCGUUACUCAUUCAUUCAGACUUUUAGCGCUUCUUCUCCUUUUCCCCUCUCUAUAGCGCAUCUUCGGACUUUUUACAGCAGUUGUCAUUUUCAAAACGAAGCAAUCGAUUUUCUGUAACCUUGCUUUCGCCUUUUUUCUCCCGCCGACUCGUGUUUAUCGCAAAUCUCGAAUAGAAAUUAAUUGUAUUCUUAAAUGAAAGAGCGGGUUUUCAUGAUGGAAUCUUCUAAAGCAUUCACCAUUGAUGCGCUCCUUUCAAAGGAGGUUUCGUCAGGUUGGAAGACGAAAUCCCCGAUGAACUCACCUCCGCCUCUGGAUAGAAGCAGUCCUCUAAGCCCGCUACCAGUUCAACCACACCCCUCCCGUUUAUCUAUGAUGGACCGUGCACUUGGGGCCACACCCUUAUCGCACCCUUCUGCAGGCGGUGGUAUUGGUGGAGGUAACCACCACGCCCUUCAAGCAAGAGGGAUGCACACUGGAAGCUUGGUCCCCAAACCAGGACUCCUUGGUUUUCAUCCACCUGUUUCCGGCAUGGCGCCUAACGCCUCCGUGGUUCCAGCCAUCUACUCGCACCCACUGUACGCCGGGCUGUUUGGCGGCCAGCAUCAUGCACAAGCCGCACAUCAUCUCAGUGCUUUUCGAGCCGCAGCAGCAGCGGCGGUCGGUGAGCAUGGGGUACGGAGCGGCCACCCGCUAUCUUCUUUCUCUGUCGACUGGUUUCGUAACGGCGUCAUGCUGCCCAGAUUCGGAGACUUUGCAGGAGGUUUUGGUCCAAACCCUCCCACAAUCCUUGGAAAGACACGGCGCCCUCGUACGGCCUUCACAAGUCAACAACUCCUAGAGCUAGAGCAACAAUUUCGCAAGAACAAAUACCUGUCACGACCAAAGCGAUUCGAAGUGGCUACAUCCCUCAUGUUGACAGAGACACAGGUCAAAAUUUGGUUCCAGAACCGCAGGAUGAAAUGGAAGCGAAGCAAGAAGGCCAAGGACACGCCAACGCAAGAACGGAACUCCAACAAAGACUCUACCGACUCCAUCACGAAGUCCUCCGAACUGUCUACAAUAAAAACCGAACCAUCUUCGGCAGACGUUGAUACGAGCGUUUUACUAAAAGGUGAUCAUCUACACGACAUCGACAGAGAGGAACUAAACUACGACGACGACGAUGAUCUCGCGAUGGGAGAUGCUGACGAGGACGAGGAGGAGGAAGAUGACAUGGACGAUGACAUGAAAGUCCCAGAAAUGUGUGAUCCUCGAGAAUUGUCGCAUAAUAUGUUUACGUCAGAUCGUAUGACGUCAUCGCCUCCGAGACUCGUCAACAGUCAUUUGCUAGAAAUAGUUCGUUAGUACAUGGAACACUUGAAAUGAUUACAAGCUGCAAAAAGGAGCACGAAGAAAUGUGACAGUAGUGGUUUUUAUUAACAAACUCUGACGUCUCAAAGUACAAACAGACAAUUUACUAGCAUUCAUACCCAAAUUAUUUUUCGUGGAGCAAACCCCCUAAAGGAACAUUCGCCCCCGAUGGAGUUGUUUUAAAGUUUCUACGAUGAGCAAAAUCUAGUUUCGGAGUUCUCAAUGUCAAAAACAAAACUAUCUAUCCAGAAUAAAUAGAUAUGUUGGUGAACAAGAAUAAAAACCAAGAGAUGUAUCUGUUUUCAACGAUUUUCGCAUUGACAGUAGUCCAAUUAAAAAGGUGUGUGCAGUAUUUAUCUAUUGUGUCCAUUUCUGUCUGUCUGUCUCUAUUCCUCUCUCUCUCUCUUUUUUUUUUUUCUUUCUAAAUUUCUCAUUCUCCUUCUCUUUUUUCAUUCUUCUUUUCUUCGGCAUCCUGCAAUAACUAUUUCCAUCUAUUUCCCUCGAAUAUCAAUACAUUGUUGGACGUUCUACCACGAUCUUCUUAUUUGACGGUGUUUUUCAAUAUGAAAUGAAUGUCUAAUGGACAUUGUUCAUAUUUUGGUUUUAUGUUAAUUAGGCUUCACAUUGAGCGAAAUAGAUCUGUGCUUUUAGAUAAUACUGAUUGCAACACAUGAUAACCAAUUCUAAAUUAUUUUUGAUAAAAUUAAAUAGAAUAAUAUACAUUGAAAUCUGUUUUUAACAUCUCAAAUUGAGGCGACAUUUCGUUUCCUUAACUGCGUAAUACGAAUAUUCAUGUCUAAUAAUUUCUUCUAAAAAGAAAGCAAGACAUUGUUUUUUGCUGUAUCAUUUUAUGGCAGAUUUUUUGCCCAAAGUUAUCAUCGGUGCUUCAGUGUAUUAUUCUUCAUAGUGUCACGUACUAAAGUUAAACAAGUCUUUUGUAGCUUUGUGGUUUUUCUCAAGGAAACCUAUGUGCACCAUUAUAUUUCAAUAUUUUAUAUUUUUUACAUUAUGUUCUGUGAAAUGGUUACAGAGACUGAUAUUAAAAACUAAUAUAUUACAUUACAACACUGAUCUAUCUAAAAAAAAAAAAGUAUUAAAAAUAACACUGCUGGGGAA